This is a messenger RNA of Doryrhamphus excisus (bluestripe pipefish), 2802 nucleotides long. The record is from RefSeq and is a predicted model, not a curated record. NCBI's taxonomy places the organism in Eukaryota, Metazoa, Chordata, Actinopteri, Syngnathiformes, Syngnathidae.
GAAAGUCAAAAUACAGGAGAGCAAAAUACGACAGUUUCCCAGUGAAAACGGGAGUGCUAACUACUGUUUUUAUAAAAAGGAAACUAGUCCAAAGAGUGCGCUAUGGAUGGUGUCUUUUGCGCAUGCGCUCCCUUGAAAGGCGGAAGUGUAUGAAGUAGACGCUAGUUGCCAAACUUUGUUGUCCAUGUGGGUUUCGAUUUCCCGAAGAAACGAUAAGAUUCUAAACCUUUCCUGCUGACUGCACACGGGGGAAGUCAAGGUUUUUAGGCACAGCAGGAAGCACCUUGAAGAGACCGGGACGCUUCACUCCGCUUUGACGCCGCUUGGCCAUGCAGCCCCGUGCCACUCAAAAAGCAGUCUCCAGCGAGCUGUUUGAGUCCCUGAAGCUGUACUUGAACAACAAGAACAGACUGCAGCCCAUCAUCGGGCUGCGCAGCAUCACGGAAUGCGUGAAGGUGGGAUCGCCCGGCAGGGAGGUGCUCUACCUGUGCGAGGUGUGCGAAUGCAGACUCGGCAAAGGCGACAUGCGCAACCACAUCAUGGGGAGCCUGCACAGAUACAACUACACCAAAGCCUGGUACCCUGACCUGCUGUCUGGCGUCAAGGAGGACGGCGACAUGUCUCUGCUGGCCAGGCCGCUCAUGGAGAUCGCCAGGACACUGGAGGACAAGGACGGCCCCGGGGACAUCAAGCUGCUGGAGGUGGAGGAUGCUGCGUUCCAGAGGAUCAAAGGAUACAGUAACGGCGAGGCAAUUAGUUUGAUCAGGCUCCUCACGCAUGGACCCGCCCACACCGACACCUCGGCGUGCACGGAACAGGACGACGAGCCGUCCCAGAGGGUGGUCUUGCUGGGUCACGGGGAGGUCACUGUCCCUGGUGCUGAACAGGUUGCCUGGUCCGAGGACGCGGUCCAACAAGUCCCUCCUGCCUGGGUUCAGGGCCAUGGGCGCAACUUCCUGAAUGGCUACAAAGGAGGGAAGCCUCUGAUUGGUCUUCACAGGCUGUCCGAGUGCAUGGACGACCACGGCUGCACUUCCUGUUUCCUGUGCCACUGCUGCUGCACGCGAGUCAACAAGCGGGCUCUCGUUGACCACAUCAGCAGCCCGGGGCACGUCUUCAACUACCUGAUGGAAACCCGCCAUGAGCAGGUGGAGGCCGUGGGAACCGACCUUCAGAACAAUUGGCAGCUUCUGCAGUCGCUGGCCAGGCAGGUGGAACGUGAGGAGGGAAGAGGAGACGUUGAGGUGAUCAAUGCACCCCAGUUCCUUUGCGGCCUCCUAGCUACCAAAAGUUACAACUGGUGCAUCAAAAGACUUUGGAAGAGGAGCCACCCAAACGCCCGCCGGUGGAAAAAAGCCCACCAAGGUUCAAAGGUCACCAGGCUUCCCAAACAGGGAGCGCGUCACCGGAAGAAGAGCGGGGCGGAGGUGAAAAACACGGUGUUCAAGGUAAGCCUGCCUCUUACUGAAGGUCCGCUACUGCUGGAGAGGACGUCUUUCAGCCGGGACAGCCCACCUGGGUCGCCGGUCCCCUGGGCUGACCCCCAGGAGGAGGAGCCUAAUGCGGAGGUGAAGGAGGAGCCCUAUUUCAAGUGGGAGGAGCCUGUUUUGAACAUUGGCUCCGAGCCGUUUACCGAGAACCAGUCUUUGGACGACGAUCAGUAUGCGCCGGCUGAUGUGACCGUCGCUCACUUCGCGGAUCAGUCCGACGACAUCGGCGAGGGUGCGAAUCCCGGCAGACUGACGCCUUUUCAGAAAAGCUCACGGAGGAACUCGAAUUCUUGGCAAAGUCCAGCGCCGGUCGGCGAGUGGUCGGCGUACAGUCAUGCCUACUCGCACCAGGAGGGGUACGCCCUGGAGUGGCACAACUCGUCUCUACCGCACCCCGCCGCCAACGCUCGUGCCGACGGACCAGACCUUCCCAGUCUCACGACCCAGUAUGGCUACCACCCGCAGCCCGCAUCACACGCCAUCAGCGGCGUUGCUACGGUCACAGCAGGGCACCACAUCAACGCGCAAAAGAUGCCGCCUCCCUUUGCUUAUCCCCCCGCCGCCGUUCACGGCAACGGGACAACGCCGGGACACGGACUCCACUUUCACGGGAUCAAGCAGGAACGAUAUCAGACGUACACGCAAUUCCAGAGCGGUCCCGUCCCGGCGGCCCAGACCUACUGGACUCAGCCCGUGGCUUACCAGGCCGUCCAGGGACAGGGGUACCAGGGUUAUCACAUGGCGCCCUGGUCGUCUCAGCCCACGACUUACUGUCCACACCCGCCCGGCCAUUGGAGGGCGCACCCCGAUCCGUCCGUCCCACCCGGGCCAGCUUUCUGAAGCUCUCGUCAGUCCAUCCGGUAUUUAGCGUUCAUGUUACUUCAAUGGACACUUUUUUUUUUUUUGUAUUGACGUGACGUGGUCGGAAGACUAUCUCCGAUCAGCCUAAGAAAGGCUGAUAUAAUAUUGGACAUCAGGUAUCAGGUGACACCGCCAAUAUGGCCGUUAGAUUUAUGACUAUGCAUAAUUGGGCACAGCGCUUCAAAAAUAUGAUUAAUGGAUGCUGAAGACAUCAUUUAUGCUCACUCUCUUUAUGCUUUAUUGCUCCGGUUGCACGCACACUUUUGUGCAUUGUAUCAAGAAUCAAGUUUAUUUUGCACCUGGUGGUGCGUUUGUGUGUGUGUGUGUGAAGAGAUAGAAAUUAUAUUUUCAUUUUUUUGUUAACUUUGUAUUUCGUAUAUAAAACAUCAGAAGUGUGUGAUGCGUUUUUGUUUUGUUGGUGUUACUGACAUUGGCUCAUUUUAUGCUAAUA